Molecule: messenger RNA, 1602 nt
Organism: Myiozetetes cayanensis
Lineage: Eukaryota; Metazoa; Chordata; Aves; Passeriformes; Tyrannidae
Biological process (GO): immune response; immunoglobulin production involved in immunoglobulin-mediated immune response; peptide antigen assembly with MHC class II protein complex
Cellular component (GO): MHC class II protein complex; membrane
Molecular function (GO): MHC class II protein complex binding
Source: RefSeq, a predicted model, not a curated record
AUGGAGCGUGUGUGGGGACCUGGGGCCGUACUGGUGGUACUGGUGGUGCUGGGAGCCCCCCCGGCUGCAGGCGAGGAGCUCUCGGGGAUGUUCCAGGAGAUGAUUAAAUUCGAGUGUCACUUCAUCAACGGCACCGAGCGGGUGAGGUUGGUGGUGAGGAACAUCUACAACCGGCAGCAGUACGCCCACUUCGACAGCGAUGUGGGGAUCUAUAUGGGAGACACCCCGGAUGGGGAGAAGGCGGCCAGGUACUGGAACAGCGUACAGGAAAGGCUGGAGCACCUGCGGGCUGCGGUGGACACGUUCUGCCGGCACAACUACAAGGUGUCCACCCGGUUCCUUGUGAACCGCAGAGUGCCCCCCAGCGUGUCCAUCUCGCUGGUGCCGUCGAGCUCCCAGCCCGGCCCCACCCUGCUCUGCUCCGUGAUGGAUUUCUACCCUGCGCCGGUGCAGGUGAGGUGGUUCCAGGAUGGGCAGGAGCUGCCGGAGCACGUGGUGGCCACCGACGUGGUCCCCAAUGGGGACUGGACCUACCAGGUGCUGGUGAUGCUGGAAAUCCGCCCCCGGCGCGGGGUCACCUCCCCCUGCCAGGUGGAGCACGUCAGCCUGGAGCACCCCCUCAGCCGGCACUGGGAGAUGCCACAGGACACCGUCCACAGCAAGAUCCUGGUAGGGGUCGGGGGCUUCAUUUUGGGUUUCAUCUUCCUGACGCUGGGGCUCGGCUUCUACCUGCGGGAGAAGACGCGAGGAAAAACGGGACCCAACUUUGCGCUCAGCCAAUCAGAGCGCGUCCAAAACAGUCCAAAAACGGCCCCGCCCGGCUGGUUUUGGGUUGUCAGCACCUGCCCGGCGCUGGGGAUGGAGCGUGGGCGGGGAGCUGGGACCGUACUGGUGGUACUGGUGGUGCUGGGAGGCCCCCCGGCUGCGGGCGAGGAGCUCUCAGGGGUGUUCCAGUUUCUAGGAAAGCACGAGUGUUACUUCAUCAACGGCACCGAGCGUGUGAGGUUCGUGGAGAGGCUCAUCUACAACCGGGAGCAGUUCGUGCACUUCGACAGUGAUGUGGGGGUCUUUGUGGGGGACACCCCGAAUGGGGAGAUCCAGGCCAGGCAGUGGAACAACGACCAGGAAGGGUUGGAGCUCAGACGGGCUCAGGUGGACAGGCUCUGCCGGAACAACUAUGAGGUGUCCACCCCGUUCAGUGUGAACCGCAGAGUGCCCCCCAGCGUGUCCAUCUCGCUGGUGCCGUCGAGCUCCCAGCCCGGCCCCGGCCACCUGCUCUGCUCCGUGAUGGAUUUCUACCCUGUGCCGGUGCAGGUGAGGUGGUUCCAGGAUGGGCAGGAGCUACCGGAGCACGUGGUGGCCACCGACGUGGUCCCCAACGGGGACUGGACCUACCAGGUGCUGGUGAUGCUGGAAAUCCCCCCCCGGCGCGGGGUCACCUACACCUGCCAGGUGGAGCACGUCAGCCUGGAGCACCCCCUCAGCCGGCACUGGGAGAUGCCACAGGACACCGUCCGCAGCAAGAUCCUGGUGGGGGUCGGGGGCUUCGUGUUGGGUUUCAUCUUCCUGGUGCUUGGGCUCGGCUUCUACCUGCGGGAGAAG